AUGGGCACCUUGCACGUCUGCUUCGACGAUGUGCCGCACUACACAAGCGCCACCUCAGCCUUAGCGGCCUCAACGCUGUGCGCCUCCAACUCAACUGCAGCCGCUUAUGAGCUGCAUAGUUUGAAUGCCGGCACAGCAAAUAACAGCUUGAGCGCGACGACAAUGACGUUGCAUACCGAGCCCAGCAAGGACAUGCCGGCCUGUAGCCUGUCGCCUGGUGCCGUCAGCAGGACGCACAGCAUUUCGCCAACACCGCGCUACGAACGCAAUAUGAGCUUCUUUCAGCAACUCAGUCGCCGCUUUGGACUGCUGCGCUCCAGCGAUGACCCAGUUUUCAGUGCCGCCGAAGACGACUCGACCGAUUCAUGCUCAUCGAACAUCGUUGCAAUGCCAACUGUGCAGCGCACAACCGGUGCAACGAAUACGUCAUUGCCGCCAAAUGGCGGUAACGCGGUAAACGCCAGCAACAGCAAUAACUGUGCUGGCGCGCACUUGGAAUUAGGUGACGCCUGCUUGAAGGACGGUCACGGCUCGAGCAGUGAACACAUAUCGUGCGCUUCCAGCGAGACAAGCAGCACCGCAGACAUUGACGAACAGCAGCUACAUUCACCAACAACAACAACUACGAAAUCGACAGCAGCCAAAGAGCGACGUAGCAAUGCACGCGCCAGCUUCUCGCGUCUACAUCGUCGCUCCACCUCUUCCAUACGACGCGCUUUUGAAAAUUUCUCGCUAUCAACACGUUCGCUAUCAUGUAGCGGCGCUAACGGCACAACCAGCGCCGACACGCCACACAACGCGACACAACGCAGCGGCAGCCACAACACGCCCAUCAAAUCGGCGCUGAAAUACAACUCGAAUGUGGAGCUGAAUAGAAAGACACAGGCCAGUGGCACGUCGAAUUCGGCAACGAGCAUACACUUGUCAUCAGCAUCAGCCUCAACUACGUCAUCGGCGAAAUUGAAGUGCUCGUCCUCGAAAGGCAAAACGAAGCCACCACCGCAACGUAUACUCCGGCAGCCAGUCUCGUAUACAUAUCUGAAGGGUAUAUCGGGUCUGCCGACACAACGAGUGCCUCGCAGCGCUGUCUGUUGCCAAUACGCCAGGCGUUGAGGGCGAG
This is a messenger RNA of Bactrocera tryoni, 1120 nucleotides long. RefSeq lists its product as uncharacterized. Bases 1 to 1113 code for a protein of 370 amino acids. The transcript has a single exon. NCBI's taxonomy places the organism in Eukaryota, Metazoa, Arthropoda, Insecta, Diptera, Tephritidae. The record is from RefSeq and is a predicted model, not a curated record.